This is a messenger RNA of Pantherophis guttatus, 2785 nucleotides long. RefSeq lists its product as uncharacterized. The record is from RefSeq and is a predicted model, not a curated record. NCBI's taxonomy places the organism in Eukaryota, Metazoa, Chordata, Lepidosauria, Squamata, Colubridae.
AUGGCACCACGGCUUCGAACCCUCCCCGGAGGGCGGGCGCAAAGGACUUGAAAAUGGCGCGUUUCCGCCUCGGCCGGAAGUUCCUCUGCUCGGGCACUUCCUUCUCUAUGGCCACUGCCCGAGAGAACUUCCCGUAUGCGGGAGCGCCCGCUUCGUCGCUCGGCUGGGACAUGUAACGGUCGCCGUCGCCAUGGAGACGCCCGGCACGAGGGUUCCCCUUUCCCAGUCAGAAGAAGCGCUGGUUUUGCCAAACGAAAGCAUAAAUUCUCCGCUGCCAAAUCUAACGCCAAGACACCAAGAGCUGAUUGCCACGCCGUGCGGCCCUAUCAAACGAUGGUCCGAACUGUCAUCUCCUGUCAAGAUCUACUUCUGUGUCACCAUCCUUUCGUUGUUGAGUGUCAUUGGAUUAACCAUAGAGACCCUCAUCCAGCAGAAAAAUGAAGAUUUCACUGUGUCUCUCAUCCAGAUCAUUGGCCUUGUUUUCUGCAUCUAUUACGUCAACCGGGGAAUCCUGCAGGAGAAUCGCCAGGAGCUCGUCGUCUUCGUCCUCUCUAUCACUUUGGUCAUGCUACGCUCCGUGAUCAACUUCACCGUCCUGCCCGCCAAGCAGAAGCCGGAGUUGUUGGCUCGCUUCGUCCUGAUCCUUCUGGUGGGGGCCUUCGACGUCUGCUGCGCGGUGAUCCUGAUUCAGAGCGAGAGCCGGAUGGCCUUCCGAGUGGGCGGCGCGUUGGAGAGCCUUCAAGCCCAGUAUUUCAUGCUGAACCUCUGCUUUUCCAUGCUGACCUUUGACCUCCAGGCUCAGCUCUGUUUGUGUGUCCUGCUACUGACCACAACCCGGGAGAUUUCAAAUCUCCACAGUGUGUUCCUGGCUGUUGGGAUUUGCUGGGCUGUUCUGAAGGUGGCCUGUGGCAUCACUGCAAUCUUAAAAGAGUUAAAACCUCUCGCCUGGAUUUUCGUGAUUCAGAAUUUACCCGAAGUGGCUUAUCUGGCAUACCUCCUCUACGCAGUGAUAACAGAAUGGGGCCAAGGGAGCUCUUACGCCUUGGAAGCUGCCAUCAUCACCUGUUCCUGCAUUUCGGUGGUGAUCAAAAGCGUUCUGUUCUGGGCCCUGUUUCACGUCUACCAGAGUUUUGGGCAAGGCCUGAGAGAGAGGAUGUUUUCUUCCUAUGGAAGGAUCGAUUCGUGACCCACUUCUCCCAUCGUCAAACCGAUGUGCUCUUAUAGAGUGAAAACCAAGUUGGGAAAAUCCGAUUCCCCCCUCCGCUUUCUGCCCCCCCCCCCCGGUUAGGACUCUGAUAAGAGAAGCAGCAGCAGCAGCAGAGACUCGAUCCCCAAGGGAGACUUUUGCUCCACUUUUCUAGGAUUCCAUUCUGCCUCGCUGGAUCUCCGGGAUCACACCCUGCCAGCCUUCCUCGCUCGGAAACAGCCAACGAAACCACGCAUCGUCCCCCCAAUUCUCCCAAAAUGUCCUUCGGAGCACCUUCCCGAUGUAGCUUGCAGUGCAAGUGGCCUUUCUCGUGGUUGGGGUCUGGCAUUUUGCUCCCCUGGCUGUAUUGUAAUCCCCCCCCUCUUAUUUUUAUUUUUAAUUUAAUUUGGGCCUUGCAAACCGUUGGCAUGUCUGAGCUUGAUCGACGGGGGCAGAUUCCGGUUGCCAAAUUGCAAACUGGGAUCGCGGGGGUGUGGCCGUAGUUUCACCUUAAAGAGCCUGGGGCCCGAUUUUUUGCCUGGCCUGACCCGCUCUCCGAUCCAGCUUGCACUCUUGUUACAGAGGGAGCUGCCUGUUUUCACGCUUCCAAGGUUGCAGGAAAUAGAUUGUCCUUCCAGUUGCAAGGUUGCUUCAGUUCCUUGGCAGGCACUCAAGGAGAACAUCUCCUGCCCUCCCGGUGUGGUGCCAGAGAGGCAAAGAACCAGUCGCAUACUGGUUAGCGUAGGCUGGUCAGUUUUGCACGAACCCUUGUAAAAAAAAAAGGCAGAGAUUUUGUCCCACCCAAAGAAUUUUUGAGCCAGGACCCACCGAAGGCAGGACAGAAUGAAUGGUAAAAUCGUUGGCCUAAAAUUAUCCCAUCCGUGUUGCACAAACUGGGCCCUUGCAAGGACCAGCGUGUCCGUCUACCGUGUUUCCCCGAAAAUAAGCCCUCCCCAAAAAUAUUUAAACGCCCAGCCAGUCCCUGCCAUUUCCUCGGAUUAGGGUUAGGGAGACAGAGCUGGAAAUCAGGUAAGAUGGCAAGAGGAGCCCCAUCUUCCUCCACGCGCCCCAAAUUAAUAAGACCUCCCCGAAAAUAAGGCCAAGUGCUUAUUUCAGAGUUCAAAAAAAUUAUAUAUAUAAGACAGGGUCUUAUUUUCGGGAAAACACGGUAGAUCAGACCCACGCAAGCUUCUCUCUUUCAAACUUUUGGCCCUAACCUAAGGGUAUUUCGGCUGUUCUUUCUUUCAGUCAAUAUUAGCAUGGCGGAUUUCUUGCUGACUCCAGAGCGCUCUCUUUGAAAAGUUCAAAAUGCAAUCUUAAAAACUUUCCGUGCUGGCUUUGGUCCUCUCUUUUCAAAACACCCCCAGCGAUGUGAAGUUAUCUUUAGCCGAGCUAUUCUUCGUAACAAAAGUGAUUUUUUUUCCUAACCCAAAAGCCAGUAUUUCAUAUUCUAAUCAUAAUGCUUUAUUUUUUUUAAAAUUUGAUUUAUAUGAUUUAUAAUUUGAUAAAUCAAUAAUUUGAUUUAUUUUAAAUAAAUAAAUAAAUAAAUAAAGAUUUGUUACCGGGCUUGUAUUUUUCAAUAAAGGAUCAAUGGCACGA